AAAAUUCCUAAAUCUGAUGAAGCAAACAAAGCUCGAUCUCCCAUUUUUGUUGGUAGGUUUCUCAUUUGUUUACCUUUAUUCAGAUCUAAAUCUCGCCGCCGAUUAACGAUGAUGAGCAGAAGAGCUGCUGUUUCUGCAAUAAAUCUCAUUCAUGGAAGAGGAUUUCUCAAUCGGUGGUCGCAUAAAUCGGGUAUUCUUUCUCCUAUGUUCUCUCUCUUCUCUUCCGAGGCUUUUCAACCUAAGCAGCCCACAAUUGAUUUCAGUUGUGCUAAAGAAGUAGACGAUGUUAUUGAAUUGUUUCAAAAAAUAAAGAUUAUGCGGCCGGAGCCUUCUGUUCGCCUCUACAGCAAACUCAUGAGUGUUAGUGUAAAGAUUGAGCAGUAUUAUUUUGCCCUUCAUGUGUUCGAUGAAAUGCUUAGGAUGGGUGUUCCCGUUUGUGAUUACACAAUGAAUAUUGCUGUCAACUGUUGUUGUCUCUUGAAAGAUAUGUACUCUGCUUUUGCUGUAAUGGGAUUCUUUCUCAAGAGAGGUUACGAACCAGACGUCACGACUUUCAGCACUCUCAUAAAAGGGUUAUUCUUAGUUAAUAAGGAGGCUGAAGCCGUGAAAUUGUUCGAAAAGAUUCUGGAUUUAAAACUUUGCGAGCCAAAUCGUAUUACGAUUCUGCAACUGAUUGAUGGGCUGUGCAAAGCUGGACAGGCCAUUGAAGCCCAAGAUUGGCUUCAUAGAUUAGAAAGUAGUGGGUGGAGUCCCGACGUUUACACUUAUAGUGCACUAAUUGAUGGAUUUUGCAAGGGUGGAAUGGUGGACAAUGCCUUCGAGGUUCUAUCCAAAAUGGUUGGGAAGGGUAUUUUACCUAACGUUGUCACUUAUAAUUCCAUGAUUAAUGCAUAUUGUAAGGAAGAAAAGAUGGAAUCGGCUGAGAAUAUGUUGGAAAUCAUGACGCAACAAAAUAUUUAUCCCACUGUCUCUACUUAUUCUUCGCUUAUUGCAGGGCUCUGCCUUAAGGGCGAAAUCGAAAGUGCGAAACAGUUACUUGAUUCCAUGGUAGAGAGGGGCCUUACACCCGAUAUUGUUAACUAUAACACCUUGCUAAAUGGAUAUUGCAAGAAAGGAAGCUUGGGUGAAGCUUGGCUUAUUUUUCUUGAAAUUCGCGAUAAAGGUCUCGAGCAUAAUGUGCGGACUUAUAAUACAUUAUUGGAUGGGUUAUCGAAGCGUGGGAUGGUUGAUGAAGCUCUGCUUCUGCUGUCCGAGAUGAUGGAGAAGGGCAUCGCGCCUAGUGUUGUCACGUGCAACAUAUUGAUAGAUCAAUAUUGCUCGCAGGGCGAGAUGGUUAGAGCCAGAGAGCUCUUCGCUUCAAUGGAAAGGACGGGGAUCAACCACAGUAUAGUCACCUAUAAUAUCUUGAUUAAGGGAUACUGCAAGACGGGAAACCUUGAUGAAGCUUUGCAUUUCUUUGAUGAAAUCUCGCGUGUAGGUCUCAAACACUCAACCGUAUCAUACAACAUGAUGAUGCAUGGGCUAAUACGCCAAAGUAGUUUUUCAGAUGGGUGGAAGCUUUUCCAAGAUAUGGAAGCUCAGAAUCUACAUCCGGAUGUCUACACCUACAACAUCUUGUUGGAUGGCUUGUGUCGGAUAAGUCGGAUCAAUGAGGCAUUUGCGUUUUUGACGGUGAUGGAGGCAGAAGGCGUGAAACCUGAUAUUGUAACGUAUAGUGUUCUGAUCAACGGCUUGUGCAAGGGCGGAAGACUCAAUGAUGCUACGAGGCUCUUCAACCAUCUCCCUUCCAAGGGCUUAAAUCCUAGCGCAUAUACCUACAACAUGAUGAUCGACUCCCUCUACCAUGAAAGGCGUGAAGCGCAGGCAAGGAGGUUGAUGGUGGAGAUGGAAAGGAGCGGCUGCGUGCCUGAUGGCGUGACGUACAACAUUAUUGUGUGCCAUCUGGUGAAGAGCAAAAAGGUGCAUGAGGCAAUGCCUUUCUUGGAGGAGAUGUGCAGGAGAGGACUUGAGGUUAAUUCAGAAAUCAUUUCUGCAUUGCUUCAGGAACUUAGAAUAGGAGAAGGUAAAGAUGAGAAAUUGCAAGAGAUUCUUAAGAAAGUUUGUGCUCAAAAUCGACAAGUGAAUGUUCUAUUUUGAGGUAUGAAUACUUGAGAUUUUUACUCCGGUUCAGUUGUCAAGAAGUGACUCAUAGAAUGCUAAACGUGAUAUAACUCAGAAUGGAGUUCCACCGUCGUGUGGUCUUGCGGCGCAGUGUCUUGUGCUGGUAUGGAUCCAUCUGCUUUGAGUUUCUCAUCUUGUUGUUAUUUUGCAAGCAUUUGUGUGUGAUGAAUUCACCCCGUGUUGUCUGAUUUCGCUGUUUUCCAUCAGCCAUUUUUUUCCGCUACUUGGAAGAGUUUAGCCUUUGGAUUUUCACAUUUGCUAGAAUUGUAUUUUAUACGUUCAUACAUUCAACUCUCUGUUCCUCUCUAGAUUCAUCCAUUUUGUUCAUUUUGAAGAGGAUUUUAGUUUCACUUCAAUUUAUUGUAUGUUUUAGCUCGAUACGAACUAGAGGAAGAUAUUUGUUUUUAGACAGUUAGCAGCAUUAUUAGUUUAGAUAAUAUAUUGAUUGAGUUGGAGAUGAUUGUUGUUGUAGGUUGAACUUGAAUACUGCUGUGUCAAUGCAGCAAACCAGCAGAAUGGAAAGGUGAUGAAGAGAGUAUUUGUUCAUGGAAAGUUCCAGAAGCCUACCCUUAACUGAAUGCACCUCACUGACAACAAAGAGCAGUUCAAUUGAUAAGGCGUGAGAAGCUUCCUCUCAAACUAUUAAAUUGGGGGGUUCGAGUCACCACGAAGUCCAACUCGGUUGGUAAGACGUAAGGCGCUUCCUCGUAAACCAUUAAAUUGGAAGUUCGAGUCACCGUGAAGGAGAAAACGCAAACCAUUAUUGAUCCUUCUCCCUAAAUGCACCUCGCUUUCUCAUGUUGCUUCAUUGUUGAAUUUUAUUAUUGGAUUUUGAAUAAUUCUUUGUUUACUUUCAUUUGUUUAAGAAUAUCAUAUGCCCAAUCCAUUUUUUUAACCGAUUUUGUAUUUUUAGAUUAUUAGUUAAACUUUUGUUUUGAUA
This is a messenger RNA of Salvia miltiorrhiza (redroot sage), 3100 nucleotides long. RefSeq names its product pentatricopeptide repeat-containing protein At1g12620-like. The transcript is spliced from 2 exons. The coding region runs from base 109 to 2136 and encodes 675 amino acids. Lineage: Eukaryota; Viridiplantae; Streptophyta; Magnoliopsida; Lamiales; Lamiaceae. Gene Ontology annotation, molecular function: protein binding. The record is from RefSeq and is a predicted model, not a curated record.